AUGGCGACCAAGGCGCUCGAGGCGCAUUUCAGGCAUCUAUCUGUUCAUGAUGAGAAUAAUGAUAGACACGAUAUGACUGAUUCACAUCGGAUCUCCAAAGUUGUAACCACCAACAACAGCACACGCCCAUCAGAGAGAGAUCAACUCCCAGAACGCUCUACUCUUCGAAAGCCCCUCUCAGAUAUCUCGGCGCAUAUACCUAAUACAGCUCACAGGGUGGGAGAACACCAUAUAGCUAGCAUCAGGCAACAACAAAACACAGCCUUGAACCAUGUCGCUUCCCAGGUGGCUCAAACCAAGGAUGGAAAAGCUCCAUCAAAGGCCCGGCAUCCCCUUUCCGUUGUCAUUUCGCAGGCACCGGAUGUGACGUUCGAGACAGGAGAAAGCAAUGCUGUUCGUGAUGUCAAGCGACAAGACACAGUCGCCAACCACGUCGCUUCCAAGGUCGCUCAAGCUAAAGGCGGACAAGCUCUUUCCCUGGUUCAAGCCCGCCUCUCUGUUGCUCUUUUGGAGAAAUCCAAUUCAGUGGUGAAGGCAGGAAUUCACUCUGUUCAGCUUAUAGUGCAACCUGCCCCCAAGCCACUCCAUCUAGGAAUGUUCGAAAUCGGGCGGGCCCUAGGAAAGGGAAAGUUUGGACGAGUAUAUCUUGCACGAGAACGACAGAGUGGUUUUAUUUGUGCGCUCAAGGUACUACACAAGAAUGAGAUCCAAAAAGAACAUAUGCAAAAACAGGUUGCCCGGGAAAUUGAGAUUCAGAGUAAUCUGCGCCACCCUAAUAUUCUACGGUUAUAUGGCCACUUUCAUGAUAGGAAGCGAAUAAUGUUGGUCCUUGAAUAUGCCGGCAAAGGAGAAUUAUACAAGCACUUACGGAAAGCAGAUCGUUUCCAAGAAAAGAAGGCAGCCCAAUACAUUGCUCAAAUGGCAGGUGCUUUACAAUACUUACAUCGAAAACACGUCAUACACCGGGACAUCAAGCCUGAGAAUAUCCUUGUUGGUCUUUAUGGAGAGUUAAAGAUGUCGGAUUUUGGUUGGAGUGUUCAUUCGCCGAGUAGUCGGAGGCUCACACAAUGUGGAACACUGGACUACCUGCCUCCUGAGAUGGCCGAUCCGAAGAGGUACGGGAAGCCCUAUGAUGAAAAGGUGGAUUUAUGGUCUCUAGGUGUUUUGAUGUACGAGUUCCUGGUUGGAAGGGCACCUUUUGAGGAUACACCUGCUAUGACAUACAGGCGAAUCGCCAAGGGGGAUAUGAAGGUUCCUUCUUUUGUUAGUCCUGAAGCCAAAGAUCUUAUCAAAAAGCUCCUGGUCCUUGAUUCGGACCAGAGAAUUUCCUUAGAGAAAGUGCGACAACACCCCUGGAUUAUCAAACAUUGCGAGAGCGUUGCAAAACAAGACAAGUCUUGA
Messenger RNA from Talaromyces rugulosus, 1401 nucleotides. RefSeq lists its product as uncharacterized. Gene Ontology annotation, molecular function: ATP binding; protein kinase activity. The record is from RefSeq and is a predicted model, not a curated record. Gene Ontology annotation, cellular component: chromosome passenger complex; spindle microtubule; spindle pole centrosome. The transcript is spliced from 3 exons. Lineage: Eukaryota; Fungi; Ascomycota; Eurotiomycetes; Eurotiales; Trichocomaceae. Bases 1 to 1401 code for a protein of 466 amino acids. Gene Ontology annotation, biological process: mitotic spindle organization; protein phosphorylation; regulation of cytokinesis.